This is a messenger RNA of Eublepharis macularius, 12846 nucleotides long. It is a transcript of the gene IGF1R, whose product is annotated as insulin like growth factor 1 receptor. Bases 631 to 4719 code for a protein of 1362 amino acids. Gene Ontology annotation, molecular function: insulin receptor substrate binding; phosphatidylinositol 3-kinase binding; insulin receptor activity. Gene Ontology annotation, biological process: protein autophosphorylation; glucose homeostasis; positive regulation of phosphatidylinositol 3-kinase/protein kinase B signal transduction. The transcript is spliced from 21 exons. The record is from RefSeq and is a predicted model, not a curated record. Lineage: Eukaryota; Metazoa; Chordata; Lepidosauria; Squamata; Eublepharidae. Gene Ontology annotation, cellular component: membrane; axon; insulin receptor complex.
UUUUUUUUUUGCAAUCUGAAUUUUGCAAAAAAAUUGGGCUGUUUUCCCCUCCCCUCUUUUGCAAUCUGUGGAUCUAAAGCCCUCUUAUUAAUUGCACGCUGUGUUUUUGUUUAGAAGGGGAGGAGGAAGGGAGGGGGGGUUGCAAGGCGAAAAGAAAAGAUGGAGGUCGAAGAUGCGGACUGUUUGUUCCAACGUGCCUCGUCCCGGCUGCUCCUGGAGGCCCGCAGGCAACGCUGAAGAAGCGCCCCGGCGACCUUUCGCUCCUCUCCUCCUGGAAGGAGGGGGCUGAGCCAAAAAAAAAGAAGGGGGGGAGAGCGGCUGCUAUAUUGCAAGCACCAAAACAAGGCUCUGGCACCCCCCUCCCCUUGGGCGCAUCCGGAGGGGGGCAGGAAAACCAAGCGACCAACGCUCUCCCAAAGAAUCUCACCCCCUUGUCGGUUGCUUUUUGGGGAGGGGGCGCUCUCCAUUUCCCCUCCCCGUUAUUGUUUUUUUUUUUUUUUUGCUUUCCCUCCUGGGGAGGGGAAGAAGAUUUGGAGGACUUUCCCGGAUUUAUUUAUUGGUGUGUGUGGUUUUUUAAAAACAUACAAACAAAAAAAGGCAAUUUGGGCCAGAUUAACACAAAACAGAGGAAUGAAGUCUGGCGUUCCGAGAGGGUCCUUAAUUGGGGGACUUCUGAUUGUUUUAGCCACGACCUGCCUAUGGCCAGCGAAUGGGAAGAUCUGUGGGCCGAACAUAGAUAUUCGGAACAGCAUGCAAGAACUGAAGCAGUUGGAAGAUUGUACGGUGAUCGAGGGGUUUCUCCGGAUUUUGUUGAUCUCCCAGGUAGACGACUUCAGCUCCUACAGCUUCCCGAAACUUAUCGUCAUCACAGACUACUUGCUACUGUUCCGCGUGGCGGGUCUGGAGACCCUCAGCGAUCUCUUCCCCAACCUCACAGUCAUCCGUGGCAAGAACCUUUUCUACAAUUAUGCACUGGUUAUCUUUGAGAUGACCAACCUCAAAGACAUUGGGCUGUACAAUUUGAGGAACAUCACUCGAGGAGCCAUUCGGAUUGAGAAGAACUCCGACUUGUGUUACCUCUCCACUGUGGACUGGUCACUCGUCUUGGAUGCGGCGUCCAACAACUACAUCGUAGGGAAUAAAUCACCGAAGGAAUGUGGGGAUCUCUGCCCCGGCACAGCAGAGGGGAAUUCACGGUGUAAGACAACCUACAUUAAUGACGAACACAGUCCCCGUUGCUGGACUUCAAACCACUGCCAGAAAAUAUGUCCCAGCUCUUGCGGCAAAAACGCGUGCACAGAACAGAAUGAAUGUUGCCAUCCGGAAUGCUUGGGGAGCUGCACGGCACCAAACAACAACACUGUUUGCGUGGCUUGCCGCAACUACUACCACGACGGGGCCUGCGUUCCCACUUGCCCCCCCAACACCUACAAGUUUGAGGGCUGGCGCUGCAUCACGAGGGAGGCCUGCAAAGAACUGUCAACGGCUGCACCGGAUGACGAGAAGUUUGUGAUUCAUGAUAAUGAGUGUGUGCAGGAAUGUCCUCCUGGAUUCAUGCUCAAUGAUUCCCAAAGCAUAUUCUGUAGCCCCUGCGAAGGGCCGUGCCCCAAAGAAUGCGGGGCCGAGAAGACUUUGACCGUGAUUGAUUCCGUCACGGCAGCGCAGCUGUUGCAAGGGUGCACCGUAAUCAACGGGAACCUGCUGAUCAACAUUCGCCGCGGGAACAACAUUGCUGCAGAACUGGAGAACUUUAUGGGCUUGAUUGAAACAGUGACUGGUUAUGUGAAGAUCCGCCAUUCGCACGCACUGGUGUCACUGUCUUUCUUUAAAAAUCUACGGUAUAUUAACGGAGAAGAGCAGUUGGAUGGGAAUUACUCAUUUUAUGUGUUGGACAACCAAAAUCUGCAGCAGCUGUGGGAUUGGAACAGUCACAACCUGACUAUUAGGGAGGGGAAAAUGUACUUCGCUUUUAAUCCCAGACUUUGCAUUUCUGAGAUUCAGCAGAUGGAGGUGGUGACGGGAACCAAAGGUCGGCAAAGCACGGACGAUAUAAAUACGAGGAACAAUGGGGAGAGAGCCUCCUGCAAAAGCCGUGUUUUGAAUUUUCUUUCAAAUACCACCAUGAAGAAUCGGAUCAUGCUCACAUGGGAGCUGUAUCGCCCCAAAGACUACAGAGAUCUGAUUAGUUUCACCGUUUAUUACAAAGAGGCACCCUUCAAGAAUGUGACAGAAUAUGAUGGGCAAGACGCUUGUGGGUCCAACAGCUGGAACAUGGUAGACAUUGAUCUGCCCCCUGGCAAAGGUGAAAAUCCUGGCGUCUUGCUGCAGGCACUUAAACCGUGGACUCAGUAUGCCAUUUACGUCAAGGCUGUCACGCUGACCAUGAUGGAGAACUAUAAUGAUGACGGAGCAAAGAGUGACAUUGUCUACAUCCGAACCAAAGCUGCAGUGCCAUCCUUUCCUCUUGACGUUGGCUCAAUGUCCAAUUCCUCCUCGGAGCUGAUUGUGAAGUGGAAACCUCCUACUUACCCCAACGGCAACCUGUCUUACUAUAUUGUUCGAUGGCAACAACAGCCCCAAGACAGCUACCUUUAUGAGCACAACUAUUGUGCUAACGGUAAAGUCCCCAUUCGGAAACAUUCGGAUGGGACGAUCAAUAUGGAGGAAGCCACUGAGCCAACCAGGCCAGAGGGAUCCGAGGGGGAGAAAGCACAUUGCUGUAAAUGUCCUAGGACAGAGGCGGAAAAGCAAGCGGAGAAGGAGGAGGCAGAAUACCGCAAAGUCUUUGAGAACUACCUCCAUAAUGCCAUCUUUCUGCCCAGGCACGACCGGAAGCGAAGGGACUUGUUCAGAGCGGCAAACACAACUCUGGCCACCAGUAGCAAGAACACAACAGUCCCAGAACACUUUGCCAACACAUCAGAGGUGGAAGAAGGUAAUAUCGAGUACCCCUUCUUUGAAAGCAGAGUGGAAGGCCGAGAACGGACCGUCAUCUCCAACUUGCUGCCAUUUACGGUCUACCGCAUCGACAUCCACAGCUGCAAUCAUGAAGCUUUGACACUGGGCUGCAGCGCUGCAAAUUUUGUCUCAGCAAGAACCAUGCCCGAAGCCGGCGCGGAUGACAUUCCAGGACCAGUCACGUGGGAAGUGAAGGACGAAAACACGAUUUACUUGAAGUGGCCAGAACCGCCGAGCCCUAAUGGGUUGGUCCUGAUGUAUGAAAUCAAAUACGGGCCAGUCGGUGGAGAGGAGAAAGGGGAAUGUAUUUCCAGGCAAGACUAUAAGAAGCUUGCGGGAGCCAAAUUGAUGCAUCUAAGUCCUGGAAAUUAUUCUGUUAGAGUCCAAGCCACUUCUCUUUCUGGGAAUGGAUCCUGGACUGAACCCAUCUCUUUCUAUGUCAAGCCUAAGCCGGCAGACUAUGGAAAUUUCCUGCAUCUUAUUAUUGUUCUUCCCAUCGCCGUCUUGCUGAUUGUCGGAGGCCUGCUGAUCAUGCUGUAUGUCUGCAACAAAAAGAGGAACAGUGACAGGCUUGGAAAUGGAGUCCUGUAUGCCUCUGUGAACCCUGAGUAUUUCAGCGCUUCAGACGUUUAUGUACCAGAUGAGUGGGAAGUGCCCCGGGAGAAGAUCACCAUGUGCCGAGAGCUGGGGCAGGGCUCCUUCGGGAUGGUGUAUGAAGGAAUAGCGAAAGGUGUGGUUAAGGAUGAGCUGGAAACAAGAGUGGCCAUCAAGACUGUCAACGAGUCUGCGAGCAUGCGAGAACGGAUAGAGUUUCUGAACGAGGCCUCUGUGAUGAAGGAGUUUAAUUGUCACCACGUGGUGCGGCUUCUUGGAGUCGUCUCUCAAGGACAGCCCACGUUGGUCAUCAUGGAACUCAUGACCCGGGGAGAUCUGAAGAGUUACCUGCGAUCCCUCCGGCCAGACACAGAGAACAACCCAGCGCAGGCGCUUCCAGCCCUGAAGAAGAUGAUCCAGAUGGCAGGCGAGAUUGCGGACGGCAUGGCCUAUUUGAAUGCCAACAAGUUUGUCCACAGGGAUCUCGCUGCAAGGAAUUGCAUGGUUGCAGAAGACUUUACUGUGAAAAUUGGAGAUUUUGGCAUGACGAGAGAUAUCUAUGAAACCGAUUACUAUCGAAAAGGAGGGAAAGGCCUGCUGCCUGUUCGCUGGAUGUCUCCAGAAUCCCUGAAGGAUGGCGUGUUCACGACGCAUUCGGACGUUUGGUCUUUUGGCGUUGUCCUGUGGGAGAUAGCCACGCUAGCGGAACAGCCUUACCAAGGCAUGUCCAACGAGCAAGUUCUUCGCUUUGUAAUGGAGGGUGGACUUCUGGAGAAACCCGACAAUUGCCCCGAUAUGCUUUUCGAGCUGAUGCGUAUGUGCUGGCAAUACAAUCCCAAGAUGAGACCCUCCUUCUUGGAAAUCAUUGGGAGUAUCAAGGAUGAGCUUGAUCCAGCCUUUAAAGAGGUCUCCUUCUUCUACAGCGAUGAGAACAAGCCCCCUGACACGGAAGAGCUAGACUUGGAGACAGAGAACAUGGAGAGCAUUCCUUUAGACCCCUCCUCUACCCUCCAACCUUCGGACAAACACUCAGGACACAAAGCAGAGAACGGCCCCGGCAUGGUGGUUUUGCGGGCUAGCUUUGAGGAGAGGCAGCCCUACGCACACAUGAACGGGGGACGCAAGAACGAACGAGCGUUACCUCUGCCCCAGUCUUCAGCCUGCUGACCUUUGGAACCAGGUUUUUGCAAAUACGUACACACGUGUGUAUUUGGGGGUAGGGGAAGCAAGCAAGCAAGAAAAAAUAACAAUAUAUUCAAAAGCCUACUGUACCUCAGUGGAUCUUCAGAACCGUCAUAGCUGCACACAGGAGACUCCUCUUCAUUUAGAAGUUGAAAUAACUUUUUUUUUUCAAUAUGCAAGCAGAAGAUGGUUUCAGCAAAAGAAACUCUGUAUGCGGGGCGCACGGUCAGCCUUCUAAAACUCUUAACGUUAACACUUAAUAGCAACACAAAACUUGAGAAUCUGACGCGUGUCUCCCUUUUUUCUCCUCUUUCUCUCUGCUUCAUAAUGGGAAACAUAUCUGCGUGAAGUUCAACUGUAUGGCACUUUUUUAUCACAUCAGAGAAAAUUGCAGGCCAGCCAGCUCUUCGUUACCCCUUGCAAGUACCUGCUUAACACUGUAGGUUGUUAAAACAAAAAGAGGAUUCAAAGGAAAAAAAGGACUGGAUUUUUAAUAUUAUUCCUUGAUCUUUUUAGGAUCACAUAGAAGAAUAAAGAAGGGCCAUUGUUUGUCCAAGGCUGUUAACAGUUUUCAACGCUGCCAAAUUUUGCCAAAAAAGAGGAACUUUUUCUUUUAGGAUUUUUUUGUUGUUGUUCGUAGGCAUAGAAGGAGCAAAUUAAUCACAGGCUCCAGUUAAAUGAAAUACUGACCAAUACACUCGAUUCAAUCAUACACUGGCAUUAAAAAAAAAUCAAAUUGCUAGAUAUCUUUUUCAGCUGGACAAAACCUGAUUAUUUUUUUCCUUCAUGCAAUUGAGAACGUAAGGGGGUUGUUGAGGUUUAAAUAAAUAUUCCCCUCCUUAGAUGAAUUCUGGACAAAAGAGGCAUCGGUGAGCCAAAUCAGAGGGGGUGGGGGAAGAGAUAUCUUGUGCAGAAAUUCAGCAGCACUCCAAAAAGGAAAUAAAGGCAGACAAAACCAGAAGGGAUUUUCAUAAGUUGUUCCUGCUGUCCUUGGCAGGCUUGUGGAAAAACAAACAAACCAACAACUAAGAGAAACACACAAAUUGGAGGAGAAUACCCAAUUAAAUGGAUUCAAGCAUCUAACACUUUGUCAACCUUUUCUCUCUGUUACUAAGACUUCAAAAAGGUCUUGCAGUUCUAUGUUAGACCAUGGAUCAUUGCAUACACAUAUGUCUUUUUGUGUCACUUUUAUAACUUUUUUACAGUUCAGAUACUCAUCUAUAUGUCUGUACAGAAAAAAGCUGCUAUUUUUUUUUGUUUAUCUUUGUGGAUUUAAUCUAUGAAAAAAAUCUUCAGGUCUACCCUUUCCCCUCCCCUUGCCACCCCUUACCCCCCACCCCAUUCCCAGAAAAUUUUCUUAUGCUUUGUACUUUAAUGUGUAACUUCUAUUUUUUUUGCCUGUCCUCGCCUUCCCAAGACGCGAUACCUGAAACAUGAUUUGCCAUGAACUGUUUAAUGCCUUCUAUAAAUAAUUUCUGCUUUUAUUUCACGCUCUCUCUCUCUCUCCCUCCCUUUCUGCUACUUGUUUGAACAAUAUUUAGGCUGUUCAGGGUUAAAACUCUCUUUAGGUGAAGUGGGGGUGGUGAUAGGGAUAAGCUGCUGGUAAGACUCUCUCGUGUGUCUUGGCCAGGGCUAUCUCCUCCCUUCGAACAACUAUAUUCUCGUUUUCCUCACCACCUUUUGCCCAUACAACACCCAAGUCUGUUACAGCGCAAGGUAUGAUACAAACUCAGGUCGGGGGGCGGGGGGGGGGGGGAAGGUUCAUUCUUUGUAGUUCAUCCUUAUUCAGUGUUCAUAUUCAUUGAUGUAUAGCCUCGUCCCAGCUCACACUUCGUUUUGAGGUUGCGUUUCAAACAACCGCACACAGAAACCUACAUGCGUAUGUAUCUUAAUUGUGGGAUGUAACAGCUUUUGAGCCGCAGAUACCAGGCUUUGGGGGUCAUCCUUAUUAUUAGUUUGUUUUUUUUUAAUUUUAAAAUGAAACCUUGUUUAACGUUUCCAUCCCAUCAACAACAUGUGUUUUGUUGUUUUCCACUGACAGUAAUGAGGUUGUGGAAUGUUUCUGAUAGUAGGAUGUGGCCAGUAUAGUUAACCAAAUCACAUAAGAGAGUUGCUGGUAGGUUCAGGUUCCCCCCCCCCCGAAAACGGCCACUGGUUACAAGUGGAGGCAGGCAGCAAAACAGAGAUGUGAGUCACACUGGACGAGCUGCUGACCGCGUGGUCGAAGUGUUCUGUUGCGACAGCGGCAGGUAUGUGUGCAAGCUCCUGCCUGGUGAGUCAGACCAAGCUCCCCAAACAGGAGCUCCUGAAUUGAGUUGCCGAAUGCCUUUCUGAGGAGCCGCAUAGAGAAGACCACGGUUCCCAGUUGCCUGAAAUCAAAGGGUCCCUUAAUACGAAAUCCAAUGGCUAGAAAGCAUUGAUCCAGCCACCAAUCUUUCAGCAAAAAGGGUUGUUUUGGGAUGGAAAUGUUGAAUUGUUCUGUGUUCGUUUGUUCUCUCUCUCUUCGGUUUGUUUGAGUAAGAACAAAGAAUUAAAAAUAUAAUUGCUAGAUGUGACUGGAGAUAAGAUAUGUUUGUAGUGCUUUUUUGUCUUGCUUGUAUAGCUUCAGUCCCAACAUCAUCUUUUCACCUCUGUCCUGUAGUUUAUUUUUUUCCCCUUUAAAAAGAAAAAAAAAGAAAAAGAAAAGGUAUUCUAUGUAGGAUUUUUUUUAUUUAUUUUUGUGUUAUCAGUUUAAAUCACUGUAGAGGUGCCCCAUAUUAAAUUUAAAUGCUGAGAUAAGGGUUUUUGAGUUAUGACGGGGGGACAGUUUUUAAAUUUUUUUUUCAAACAUUUAUCUACCUCACUCUUAAUUUUUUUUUGUGUGUAUAUAUAAAAUAUACAUCUCACAUUUCUCAGCAGCCGACAAUAUACUGUUGAAUACUGGUAACCUCAUUCAUUGUACAAACCACAUCCUCCAGGUUUCGGAGAAGGGAGGCUAUAACUGAAUCCAAAAGAUCGCUUAAAAAGUUGGUAGAUGCUGUGUUUAAAACAGCCCAAACCCUGUGUUUCCAUGACAUAGAGAGGGCUGACAAACAAUUAUUUCAGGGGAUCGUUCAAACUAAAAUCCAUAACUUCUUUUUAAAAAGUUCUCGUGAAAAGAACAGCGCGGUGAAUAUCCUUGCACACUGUGCUGGUGAACUCUAGAAGACUAGCACAAUGGAAACGUUACAGAACCACGUCUUCUGGCCUAUGAAUUACUAGUUCUCUCUUGAGUUUAAAAUGAGGAAUCUGUUAAUGCAUUAUUCAGGUACCAGCCAUACACAAAUUUUGGAAGGUCACACUUCUGUAUAUGGAGGCGAGGGCAAAGUUGAUGUGCUCUUAAAACACCACAAGCCAAAAAAGGAUGCUUGAACAUAGUAGUACCUAAAAAUGGAAUGGUUCUUUGGGCCAAUCCAGCAAAGUUGAAUCAAGAAAUCAUCAACUUUAGAUCUUUUUCAUUAGAUGCUUCUGUGCUUUAUCUCUUGUUUUAUAUAGAUCUUUAAAAACAUUAAUUGAAUGUUAGGAUAUAUCUUUUCCUACACCCCAAAGCAAGUCUUGUUGGCAUUGAUUCUGAUCAACCUGUUGACAGAUUCUCCCAACAGGUUCUCUUGUUUAUGAAUUGGAGUAUUAACCAAAUGCACCUACCUUGAAGAUUACAUCAUCGCUGUCCCCCACCUCCGCCAGUAGGGCAGAUUGUCCCUGCAAGAACUGUUUAUGGUAGCUGAAUAAUGCUUAAAUAUUUUGAGAUGCGCAAGGCUUCUCAGAUACAUUACCAGUUCAUUUGUCCCUUUGAGAGAGCUCGGCUGUCUAGUUCCAGUGGGGCUAGAGAGAUUGAGAAUCCUUGGGAUCCCCUUUGCUUUUAAUUUCACUGAUUAGAAACUUUUCUGCCUGGUGAUCUUUUUGUUAUUCGAGUGGUGGCCUCUCCUCUCUUGCACAUAUUCAUCUCCACAAUCCGUGGGGAUCCUCAGAUCUUUCAGCUGGCUAAGAGGGUUUUGUUAAAACUGUCCAAGUUAUUAUUUUUUUUUAAUUGUAUGUAGGUGGUUUAAAAAUAUUAGGAGAGAACACUAAUAUUGUAGUGCCCAUCUUAAUAUACGUUUCAGAAGCAUUCAAGUGUAAGGCAGUUGUGUGACUGAACACGUGGGCGCAUGAGAUUACGGCAGCCUGUCUGGACCAAACCACCUCAACUCUACCAUUGUGUUCUGCACUCGCAACAUCUGAACUAAUUCCAUGUUGGUAUCCACAGCUCUUUCUAUACUGGUAUUUUGUGUGUGUGGGUGUGUCCCAGAUCACUUUACCUACCUGGUAUUUCUCAUACAGUCCUUCUGUUGAUAGUAAAUAUUAUUUAUGCAUGUCAAACAUUAGUGAUUUUAAUGUUGGCUUGGUAAUGGGCACAAGACUGCCUCUUUUUGUCAUGGGUUGGAGAAGCUUUUUUUCCCUAGAUCUUGAUAUGAGUUUGAAUCGCCCUUGUAAAAAUUCAAUUUGUAUGCCUAAUGGUAAGCUCAGAAGACCUAGCAAGAGGUGACUGUCCAAUGUAGAAAUAUGUUGAAUUGGGGGAAGACAGAAAGAUGAAUUAUUUGGGCAAGUGUCUCGUCUUUAGUAAAGAAGCAACUGUUUUUCCCCAUUUUACCCAUUGCAGUUUAGAGGUGAACUGCCCCUGAACACGUUUAGCUAUCAUGGAAAUAGACAUGGCCCUCUAAGUGCCUAGUUCCCUUUUAAAGCUAUCUAAGUCACUGGCCAUCACUGCAUCUUGUGGCAGUAAGUUCCAUCAGAUACGUGUGAAGAAUUUGUGUGUGUGUCCUGAAUCUACUAUUCGUCAAUUUAAUUGGAUGAGCCCUAGUUUUUCUAGUAUGAAGAAAUGAAAACUUUCUCAACACCAUACCCAUUUUUAAAUAAAACUAUACCACAUUUCUUAUUUGCAGUCCGUUUGCCAUCUUGUUGGCCAUUCACUGAAUACGAAGAAAGAAAUCCUUUUUUGGAGUAUUCAUGGUCCCUUUCAGCCUUCACCAUUCUGAAUAAUUUGGUGUCAUCCACAGACUUGGCUACCUCACUGACCUAUUCACCUAUUUAUUUGGGGGAGAUAUUUGGCUAGGGCUUGUAAUUCCCCCAGAUGGCCCCUCCCCAAAAUGCUUUUUAAAAGUUGAUGUUAGGUUGGCUGCCUUUCCAUUCUCCAGUAAGACUGUGUAGACAAGCUCACAUUUUUGUUGAGAUCAACAGUUUCAUAUGUAAUAACUUUGUAUGCUGUCCAGACACAGUGACAUACUAUUCUUUUUUAAAAAUUUAUCACUAAGCCCUAGAAGAACUUCAUCUCAUGUGAUCUUUGUUUGACUUAGUGGUUAGAAAUCCUCAUCACAAAUAAGUGGUUCAGGCACAAGAGUCCAUCAUAGUGAGCUUUUCUUGGUUUCAAAGGAAGGAGUUGUAUAAAGACAGAAGUGUUAACAAGUAACAAGUUCAGCUUGUUUAGACAAUAACUAGACAUAAAAACAGGCUGGCUUCCAGCUAAGUGUUGGCCUUUCCUCAAUACUUCUGCUCCUUGAGAACAGUUUCCAAGUGAAGUUGCAGUUGGUAAUCGCUGAUGCUGCUGUUUAGAUCCUCUGGGAACAGCAGAGGGUUGUUUGGCACAAUCCAUGUCUGAAUGAAUGACACUCCUAUUGUUGGUAUAAUUUUUCUAUAUAGUUAUAUUAAAACUUUCCAUUCCAAUAGUCAGUAACAAUUUCUUGUUACUCUUUAAUUUUGUUUGUCAGCAAUGUACUUAAUCACUGGGCUACGCGACAAGUUGCGGGAGCCACAGACGAUCCACUUCUUAACAACCAGUGAUGAACUCCAGAUACUGCAACUCAAAUAUUUUAAAAAAUAUUUUUUAAAAAUUGUUAGUGAUAAACUAAAUCAACAAGAGAGCCCAUUCAUAUAGGUUGAAUUUUUUUUUUUUUUUGGUUGGAGGUGCUGAAGAUACAGAACCCUUGGGUGAUAGUCAAGGUGGUUUGAGAUGGCAUCUCAGUUUAGAAGGCCAGUUGGUUCUGAAUUUGAGGUGCUUAACAUUUCUUUUCAUAGACUUUGAGAACCAUGAUGAGGUCUGUCUAAACUGCAGGGGAAACCCACACAAGGCUGUGUGUGAAAACGGUUGUAGUGCAGAAACACCAAUCUACAGAGACACAGAGUUUGACCGAACUUCAAAAGUAGCUGUGCAACUCUGAAAGCCUCCAUGCCCAGGAUUCACAAUUUUGUUGUUUGGAACUUGCAGAAUUAGAAUUAGAACCAUUGCUCAUUAUUACAUGUUUACCCUGAUCCCAAACCCCACGUGAAUGUGGAGCUCCUGCAUACAUACAGUUCUCUGUUCACUUUAAUAGAAAGCAGUUCCAUUCUAUGACACUGUGCUUUCUGUUGAUACAAAUGGAGAAACCCUCGCUAGGAGGGUGGAGGAGUUCUGUGUAUGCAUUGGGGCUGCUGGUUGGGGACAGCUGAGAUGUAAAAGUUGUGCCAGUUCCAGACGGCUUUCAUUACAUGUUUUGCAUGUGGAACGUGUGUGUGUUACAUGUGUGUGGUUGUCAUCUCUUUUUUUUGUAUCCUUCGUUGACUAGCAACCCAUUCACAUUUUCAAUGGGGCUCUUAAGUCCAGUAGAUUACGGGUAGUCAGUUGACAGACAAAAGAUUGGUUUACAAAACAAAAACAAACCUAAUUACAUAUUUCAUUGCAUUUUGUAAGUACAUAGAAUAAUUUUUAUAAAAAUGUUUGUAGUUUAUAAAUGCCUAAAGAUAAUUUAAAGGGCACUUUUCAGUGUGUGUGUGUGUGUGUCUGAGCAGGUAUGCGAGUGGUUUUUUUUUGGGUUUUUUUAAAAAGGAUACUGGUUUUACUAGUUAGCUUUACAAUAUGCCAAAAAAAAAUAUGGAUCCUGUACCAACUUGAGGUCAUGGCUCAUUCCUUGCCCAAGCUUAGUGUACCAGUACAGAGUAAACCCAGCAUAUGUUCUGUAUCUUCAGUAACCUGGUCUUCCGGAGCCCUCUGGAUAGAUGGGAUCAUUUCUAACUGGUCAUUUCACUUUUACUGUAUGAGUGCAGUUAAAUUUAACAGGUUAGGGGGGGGGAAACCUCAUUGGUUAAGGAAACAGAAUAAGUAUUGCUGCUAAGCAGUCCUGAGCUACAAUCCUAAACACAGUUCUUUGGAAGUAAAACCCACUGAAGUCAAAGUAACUUGCUUUCAAGUAAAGGUGCUUGGGAUUGGAACGAUGUUUGCAUUAUUUAAGUACAUGCUUUACUGUUGUUGCUUAGGUCGAUUGAAGGAUUUGACUGCAUAGAGUAGAUGGUGUGGUGAAAGACCAUUUUCAAUAGUUUUCACUGAAUGAAAGACAACUGUGUUUACCGAUUCCUCCUCACUUUUUAUAAAACAGAAGCAGUUUUAUAUGCAGCCUUUACAAUUUAUGUAGAUAUUUAGCAACAUUAAAGCUUUGUUUAAAUGACCAUCAAAGGGUCCCCUAUUUAUUAUAAUUAUUUAAACAAGAAUACCGAAGAUCCUGUUUCUUUUCUCCAAACAUGUUCCUUCCCCCUUCUUACCUGAAGGAUUCUGGAUAGUUUUGUUGCCUUCUUCAGAAUCAAUUUUUUUUUUCUGUUUUCUAAACCAGUGAGGUUUGAAGGGGAAAAAAAGGACUGGCCAGAGUUGUUCUACCUCUGGGACAAAAAAAGUUUUAAAAAAAAUCAAACUAGAAAGUGCUAUGGAACUGAAUGCAUUUGCAAACACAACAUUUUCCAAGUUACCUUGUUUAAAAUAUAAAGUUUUUUUAAAAAAUUAAAAAAAACAAUAAUUAACAUGGCCAAUUUAUUACAUAAAGACUUGCUGUGUAUAAAUUAUUCCUAAAGAAAUUCCUGUGUUUAUAUUAAAAUGAAUCAGUAGAUGAAAAAAAUUCAAAAUGUUUUUUGUAUAUUCUGUUGUAAGAAUUUAUUCCUGUUGCGAUAUACUCUGGAUUCUUUACAUUAUGAGAAAAAAAAAACCUUUGUCUAUUUUGAAUGGCUGAAGCUAAGGCUCUUUUAGUUUCUCUUACUCUGCUUUUUUCUAGUAGUUACAGUACUACAUGAUUAAGUUAAAUAAAAAGGAUUCUGUACGCA